AUGGAGGCCCUGCAGAGGCAGCAGGCAGCCCGCCUGGCCCAAGGGGUGGGGCCUUUGGCCCCUCCACACUCACUGCCACCACCACUACCUCCCUUGCCUGCCCCCCGGACCCUUCAGGCCCCUGAGGGGGUCUUGGGGGAGGUUGGGACUGAAGAAGAGGAGGAUGCUGAAGAGGAUGAGGAAGGGGAGGAAGCCGGUGCAGAGGAGGAGGCAGCUGAGGAGAGCCAUCCAGGGACACAGGGCCCCAGCUCACCUUCCAGCCAACCCCCUGGACCUCAGCCCCAUGAAUGGACCUACGAGGAACAGUUCAAGCAGCUGUACGAGCUUGAUGGAGACCCCAAGAGGAAGGAAUUUCUGGAUGACCUGUUUAGCUUCAUGCAGAAGAGGGGGACGCCAGUGAACCGUGUGCCCAUCAUGGCAAAGCAGGUGCUGGACCUGUACGCGCUCUUUCGCCUGGUGACAGCCAAAGGCGGCCUGGUGGAAGUCAUCAACCGCAAGGUGUGGCGGGAGGUCACGCGCGGCCUCAGCCUGCCCACCACCAUCACGUCCGCAGCCUUCACUCUACGCACCCAGUACAUGAAGUACCUGUACCCGUACGAGUGCGAGACGCGGGCGCUCAGCUCCCCGGGGGAGCUCCAGGCAGCCAUCGACAGCAACCGGCGCGAAGGCCGUCGUCAGGCUUACACCGCCGCCCCGCUCUACGGCUUAGCUGGGCCUACCCCUCGGGGAACUCCGGGCCAAAUCUUGGGUCCUGGCGCCGCCCCGCCCACGCCCACGCCCAGCCCCCGUCCUGCCCAAGGCUCCGCCUCCGGCCUGCCGGCGCACGCCUGCGCGCAGCUGAGCCCGAGCCCCAUUAAGAAAGAGGAAACCGGAAUUCCAGCCCCUCGACUGGCACUGCCUGUGGGCUUGGCUUUGGGACCUGCAAGGGAGAAGUUGGCACCAGAGGAGCCCCCAGAGAAGAGGGCUGUGCUGAUGGGGCACAUGGAUCCACCUCGACCUGGAGCUCCCCCCAGUUUCCUGCCCCGUGGCAAGGUUCCCCUGAGGGAAGAGCGGCUGGAUGGGCCUCUCAGUCUGGCAGGCAGUGGUAUCAGCAGUAUCAACAUGGCCCUAGAGAUCAACGGGGUGGUCUACACUGGUGUCCUCUUUGCCCGUCGCCAGCCUGUGCCAGCUUCCCAGGGCCCAACCAACCCUGUACCUCCACUCCCUACAGGGCCCCCUUCCAGCCCCUCACCUUGA
Molecule: messenger RNA, 1236 nt
Organism: Odobenus rosmarus divergens (Pacific walrus)
Lineage: Eukaryota; Metazoa; Chordata; Mammalia; Carnivora; Odobenidae
Gene: ARID3C
Product: AT rich interactive domain 3C (BRIGHT-like)
Exons: 7
Coding region: 1-1236 (411 amino acids)
Biological process (GO): regulation of transcription by RNA polymerase II
Cellular component (GO): nucleus
Molecular function (GO): DNA binding
Source: RefSeq, a predicted model, not a curated record